CGCAGUUUAGGAGUCAAGUAAAUAGACAUUUAGCCUCCACCACGUGCAUGUGGUGUUAUGGGUGAAGCCAUGUGAGAGCGAACUGGGUGGUGCCACGCUUUCUGACCAAGCGUGAAGCUCUGGAAAAGUUUCUUGUCUAGAGAUCUUAAUGCAACGUUAUACAGCUACACGUUUCCCCGACUUAAGUUUUGCAUGCAUACUAAAUCAACUUUAGCUCCAGAUGAUCUCAGACUGGUUUCACCAGUUUUGGCUUCACACGAGUUAAGCUCUACGUAUGUGUGGCGGUAUUGUGAAUGACCACCCUGGCACACCUGGAUAAGAGUCAGGACGUAAAUCUUUCCAGUGACCGAUAUUAUAAUGCAGAAAUACUCCAGGACGGGCUAUGCAGCCUGCAACACCAUGGCCUGGACACUGGAGACACACUAGAAGCCUUACAGAGCUGCCUGGAUCCAUCCAUUCUGUCCAUUUUUGAGGACUCCCCAGUCGGAGAGGUUAAAACUGGUGUUUAUGAAGAAAGUGAGGCCACACUGCUCACAGCUCUUACUGAAAUACUUGACAAUGUAGAUGAUGAGAACCUUUCUCCAUUUGAUUCCUUACCUGAUGCGGAGCUGUUACAAGGGCAGAAGGGCCAUGAGCAUGCAUCGCUGAGGAAAUUCAUAAGCCUCUCACGCACUCCAGAGAAGGAGUCUAUGUUGAGUUCAACGCAAUUUCCUGGAAAGACACUUCCUUUUACAUCUAAUGGGUCCCUGCAGAGAUGUGAUGAAGAAGAUGGUGAUGAAAGUUCUCCCAUGCUUGUACAAGAUUUGGGAGAAUCGUCAGUGGAUGAACUGGACUGGUGUCUUCCCAUAUUUUUGGAGCAGGAUGGAGAGAGCAUGUCUGUUAAUCUCAACGACUUGGUCAAGCGCAUCCACCCAUAUUCCAUGACCCUGUGUAUGGAGGGAGAGGAGCAACUACUACCUGAAGGAGGAAUUGUGCUUGAAGUGAUUGAUAAUGGUGAACAUGGAGAACCCAUUCUGGCCAUCCCAGACUUGAGUGUCCCCCUUUCUUUGCCCAGCAGAGACUCUGCAGAGGGCGAACAGAGCAUCCCUGAGAACAGUGCUGAAAAGGCCAGUAUUAAGCCGGAUGACAUCCCAGCAGAAGAGGCCCGCUCCUCUGAAGUUUCACUUGUCAAGAAUGGCGUAGUAGAGAAUGUGGUAACUAAACAGCCUAAAGAGGAGUUGUCAAAAAAAUGUCCUUCUAAACGAAAAAAGAAAUGGAAAGUUGAUAAAUCCCAAAUUGUUGAAGGAAGAGUAUUAAGGAGUGCAUCCUCUAAAAGGGCAGUAGAAGAGCCUAUCAGAGAACCUCAAGAGCAGGAAAAGAAGAAGAAAAAGGUGUCAUUUGCACCUGUCCCUUCUGUAGCUAUGCCUGAGAAGUGUAAGGUUGAAAAGGCAACCGAGGUUGUAAAUGAGAUUCCUGCUUCGAUUUUAAUAACCUCCAAACCCACAGUUCAGGCCCCACCCAGAGAAUUUUGUACUGAAGUCCUAGAAUCAAAGCUGGUGCCCAUCCCUGAUGACAAACUAACAACAGUUGCAUUACCUCUUGAAAAAUGUGGAGAGAGUGGGACCUCCAAAGAGGAGCCUGCGGCCAGUCCACCAAGUGAACCUAAACCCAAAUCACUCAGUUUACAACAGUACCGUCUUCUUCGUCAACACAAGAAACCACCAUCUCCAGAGAAGACUGGCGAUAACAGUACUAAAUGGCCCUCGCUGCCAGAAACACCCAAGGAGCUUCCUCCAAUCCCAUGUCUGCCUGACCUCAACCCCAGAGACCCACGUCGUCCGUCAACUCCUGCGAAGAAGGAGCCUGCUGCUGAAAUCAUGCCAGCAUGGCAGCCAAGAGGACCUGCAGCACCCCCGACUCCUGAGGCGUUGCUAAUUCCGCCAGCAUCAAUGUUGGCCUCCUCUAGAAAACCAGAGCCCCUUAAAUCAGGUCCUCCACCUCCCUCUAAACCUGCAGAAAAUUUGGCCUCAGUACAGCCUAACUCAGUUGUACCCUCAGUACAACCCAGCCCCCCAAAGCUAACCAUAUCCACCAAUGUGCCACAAAACACUAUUCCCAGGACGGUUUCUCCCCCUGCUAAGCAGACACCAAUUGAAAUGCCUGUAUCACUACCGGUUGCUACCACAAAUGGUGCUUCUCAGAGCCCCCAUGCAGCCGGACAGACAAAGUGUUUACAAGAUACUCCUUCCGCUUCUGCUCAAGUGAUCGUUUCUAAGGUCCAGGAAAUCUGUAAGCCUCAAGCCAUGACUGACAUUGCCACUAGAACCACUACAAACGUUCAGACCUCUAAUGCUAUUACUAAUAAACCUAAUGCUGCUGUGCCUCUAAAGAGAGUUGCUGAACAGACUGUGGGAGCUUCUGUGCCUGAACUAGCAAAGCCACCCCUGCCUGCCAAUAUUACCAGGCCUGCUGUAGGCUCACAGCGUCAUGUUGCACCCAUAGCUGCUCAGCCUUUUGCAUCUGCUCCGAUUCAGGCCAGAAUUGUGAAGCUGGCAGAGCAGAUGAGGAUGGCUUCAGUUCCAGUUACUAAAGCGAAGAGCCCUACAGCAGAGCUAAUUGAGUCUUUCACUAGUGAAAUUGGUAUUGAAGCUGCUGACCUCACCAGUCUUUUGGAGCAGUUUGAAGAGACUCAGCCCAAAGAGGAGCAGAGUCUGCCGGAGGUCUGUGGUAGAGCAGCUGCUGUAGGAAACUCCAGUACUGAGCAGCAUGCAGAAUCUAAGGCCCUCAAGAAAGCUUCCAGUCCUGACUUGGCUAGCACCGCAGGCCUUACACCACCAGCCACACCUCCUCAUCAGAUGUGGAAGCCCUUGGCACCAGUUGCAUUAUUAGGAAAACCAAAGAAUUCUGAAGUGCCCAAACCAACUCCAACCAAGGCCAUUCAAAUAGAGCCCCGGCCCCUUAAUUCAGGAAAGCUGCCCAGUAAGCCUCAGGCGUCCGUUACCCUUGGGCCAACCCAGCCAUUUUCCCUAGACCAUGAUUACUGUGUCGUUCCCAAGGAGGCCUCCCAGAAAGAGCUUGGCAGUCGCUGGAAUAUCAAACAACAAUCAAGCAUCAUGAUCAAGUCUAUUGAGCUGCCUUCUAACCACAAGGCACCCCAGCAGUGUGAUUCCAAGCUUGUUUCAGCCCCCUUUGCUACAGGAAGCAUCCAGAAAAAUCUCAAACCUAGUCAGCCUAAAAAGGAGCCCUUGACCAGCACAUUCAUGGUGACUCCGGAUGCUUCUCCUGAUAGGAUGGAUACGGAGUGCUCGCUGCAGGAUGAGAAUAGCAGUAGACAUCAGAAACUCCAAGGAUACUCUGAACGAUCUCCCAGCCCAUACCAUCAAAAGAGAGGACGCUCCCAUAGAACUUACAGAACUCGGAUAUGCAGCAGCUCUGGGUCCAGGUCCAGCAGCUCUGAAUCCUCCAGGUCAUGCUCACGCUCACCAUCCAGGAAAAGGUAUAGGUCUGGUCAUUCUGGCAGCAGUUCCGGGUCACCAUCUAGGUUCCGUUCACGCUCCCGUUCCUACUCCCGGUCACCUUCCCCACCUCGCCGGCGAAGGUACUCUUACUCCAGCUCGUGCUCUAGGUCCUGGAGCCGCAGCCAGUCCAGGUCCCGGUCUCGUUCCACUUCCCGUUCCCGAUCCCGCUCUCCUCCUCCAAGACAUCAACACUGGAACACUCACUUCGGCCCUUAUCAGAGAGCCAACUACUGCUAUGAUUCAAGAGAUGAUACUAAAGAAACAAGAAGGUACAAGGAGAAAGCUAUUGAGGAGCGAAGAGUAGUUUACGUUGGACGCAUUCAUGGUGGCAUGACCCGAAAAGAGCUAAGGGAGCGCUUCUCGUACUUUGGAGAGAUAGAGGACUGCACUGUGCACUUUAGAGAGCAAGGAGACAACUAUGGCUUUGUCACAUACUACAGCACAAAGGAUGCAUUUAACGCAAUUGAGAAUGGAAGCAAACUUCGACAGCCAAAUGAGCUUCCAUUUGAUCUGUGCUUUGGAGGCAGGAGACAGUUUUGCAGGACCAGCUAUGCUGAUCUAGAUUCUAAUCAAGAUUAUGAUCCAGCUCCUGCAAAGCGUAAGUUUGAUGCACUAGACUUUGACACUUUACUUAAGCAGGCUCAGAGAAACUUGAAAAGGUAACGCUGAAGAACGAGGACAUCGGAGGAGAGAUCAUUACCUCAGUGCAACAGGCUAACGCACACCUUCCAAUGCUGCCAUUCAGUUAAUGUCAUUUUUGGUUGUUUUUCUUUUGCCCCCUAUUUGUGGUUUUGUUUCUGCAAGCUUACACCUUCUAUUGAAGUGAAGAUUUGUAUGAAAAAAGUAAAAGAAGAAAAAAAUAGCAUACAAUGAAAUUAUGUGAUGAAAAAUAUGAAUUUUUUAAAGGAAGAAUUUAUUUAAAUGCUUGGUCUGAAAAAGUAAAUGUUAGAUACCUUUUAUCAACUUGGAAGUUGACUUGAACAAGCUGUCAGUGCUGAGGGAUGCAUUUACAUUUCUGAAAAUGUAUUUCGACCCAAAUAAAACCCUUAAAAGUACUUGUAUUUUAA
Molecule: messenger RNA, 4564 nt
Organism: Pygocentrus nattereri (red-bellied piranha)
Lineage: Eukaryota; Metazoa; Chordata; Actinopteri; Characiformes; Serrasalmidae
Gene: pprc1
Product: PPARG related coactivator 1
Exons: 14
Coding region: 294-4160 (1288 amino acids)
Biological process (GO): positive regulation of transcription by RNA polymerase II
Cellular component (GO): nucleus
Molecular function (GO): transcription factor binding; RNA binding
Source: RefSeq, a predicted model, not a curated record